This is a messenger RNA of Camarhynchus parvulus, 2204 nucleotides long. RefSeq names its product phosphotriesterase related (gene PTER). Gene Ontology annotation, biological process: catabolic process. The transcript has 5 exons. The coding region runs from base 407 to 1456 and encodes 349 amino acids. Lineage: Eukaryota; Metazoa; Chordata; Aves; Passeriformes; Thraupidae. The record is from RefSeq and is a predicted model, not a curated record. Gene Ontology annotation, molecular function: hydrolase activity, acting on ester bonds; zinc ion binding.
AUUAGUGCAUGGUGCAGCAGGAACAAGUGUCACAGCUUCCUUCUGUGGUUAGGAGCCAUCAGCUUGCUUCUCACACAUAAAAAUCAGUAUAUAGUGAAGCAUAUGGCACCAGUGAGUUCUGUGUUUAUUAAAGGACUAUGCCUCUGAACAUUCUGUGAAUUUUUUUCCUUAUUUCACUUGAUGUAGAUCUAAAAUGUUUUUCCUGUCUUUCAGGACUUGAAAUACUGAUCAAAUUCAUUUUUUAGUCAGAUGAAACCAAGACUUCUUAAGGUUCAUGAAAACGGUGAGGCUUCUGCUUGUAUCAGACUGGCCACCUGUCUGGUAUGAGGGAAUUAGAGAUCCAUCUAGACUGUGGAAACCUAAGACUCUUUUAGCAUCUGAUUUUUUUUCCAUUUGUUAAAGAAAAAUGCCUUCCUUGAGUGGAAAAGUGCAGACUGUCUUGGGCCCUGUGGAGCCAGACUGUCUUGGCUACACAUUGACUCAUGAACACUUGAUUAUGAACUACAGCAGCUGCUUUUGUCCACCUUCUCCAGGCCAAGAGCCUUUGUCUAAUGGGCCCAUUGAGAUGAAGAACUUGUUUUGGAUUAAGCAAAAUCCCUACAGCCAUAAAGAAAACCUUCUUUUGUAUCAGGAGACAGAUGCUGUGAGGGAGGAGCUGCUGCAUUUUAAAGCAGCAGGUGGUGGGACGAUUGUGGAAAACACAACUACAGGGAUUGGCCGGGAUAUGAAUACUUUGAAGAAACUUGCUGAAGAAACUGGAGUCCAUAUCAUUGCUGGUGCUGGGUUUUAUGUGGAUUCCACUCAUUCUUCUCAAACACAGGCCAUGACAGUGGAACAGCUGACAGAGAUUAUUGUUGAUGAGGUACUCAAAGGAGCAGAUGGGACUAAUAUCAAGUGUGGUGUGGUGGGAGAAAUAGGUUGCUCCUGGCCUUUGACUCCCAGUGAACACAGAGUGCUUCAGGCCACAGCACAGGCUCAGGCCCAGCUUGGGUGCCCUGUUAUCAUCCAUCCGGGCAGGAACAGCGACUCCCCUUUCCACAUCAUCCGCAUCCUGCAGGAGGCUGGGGCUGAUGCUUCAAAGACAGUCAUGUCUCACCUCGACAGGACCAUAUUUGAUAAAAAGAAACUUUUGGAAUUUGCUAAGCUUGGAUGUUACUUAGAGUACGACCUGUUUGGUACAGAGUUCCUUCACUACCAGUUCCAUCCAGAUAUUGACAUGCCCAGCGACAAUGAGAGAAUUGCAAGGAUUCGUACGCUGAUUGAAGAAGGCUAUGAAGACAGAAUUCUGAUGGCUCAUGAUGUGCACACCAAGAAUAGGUUGAUGAAAUAUGGAGGUCAUGGAUAUUCACAUAUCCUAAAAAAUAUAGUUCCUAAAAUGCUAAUUAGAGGCAUAUCUCAAGAUAAAAUUGAUAAAAUACUCCUAGCAAAUCCAAAGCGGUGGUUGACUUUUAAGUAGGAACAAUGAAUAAAUAUACCUGAUUUAUAAGGAAGCUUAAUAAAAUUCAGAUUUCAGUAGAGCAGUCAUUUAAAAAAAAUUUCUGAAAAACUAAAAAUUAAGUAGAUGCAAACAAACAAAUUGUAACUUUUUAAUUAGAACAUCAAAAUUGUCUACUGUCUCUACAUUUUCUCCCUUCCAAAAGUUUGCUCAUGAAUGAUUUACUGAAUAUGAGCCUACCUCUACAGAAUCUUUUCAAUUGAAAUUUUAAAAUAAUUGUUUGAAAAGCACAAUCUAAUACUGUUACUGAAUGUUACCUCCAAACUACUUCUGAAGAUGUGUCACCUGGAAGGAAAUUUCCUUGCAAGGAACUUACGGUUUUCAGUUAAAUUUCCUAUCUGCAGGGGCUGAUUUUAAUCCUUGUAAUACUAUCAAUCUUCUCAUUAUCCUCAUAUUCUUUGAGUAAUACUUGAUUGAAAGGUCUGGAAGAUUUAAUUAGCUUCCAUUGACAAGAGAAGGCAAGAGGAAUCUCAAAUCAAAAAAGAUAAGGUUUCUUUCUAGUUUAACAAUUUACUUAAUUGUAACUGAAAAUGUAAAAAAUACAUGGAAAAUAUAUUUUUGAAUAAAGCAUUUUGAUCACCUCUUAAAGUAUGUGCAGUAUUAUUACAGAUGUCUUUUUCUAAUUGCAUUAAUUUUUUAUCAUCAACUUGGAGUCUCACAGCAAUCAUGUAAAACUUGACACAUACCAGCUUCUUUUUGUAAGGAUGCA